CGUCUCUGCGUCAGCGUUUCUCUCUCCUCUUACUCUUUUCCUUUCCUUUGGUUCCUAGAGAGAGAAAGAGGAAAAACUCUUAUCGAAGAUAGAGAGAGAAUGUCUGACGAGGAGCAUCAUUUCGAAUCCAAGGCCGACUCUGGAGCCUCCAAGACCUUCCCUCAACAAGCUGGUACAAUCCGCAAGAACGGCUAUAUCGUCAUCAAAAAUCGCCCCUGCAAGGUUGUAGAGGUUUCCACCUCCAAAACUGGCAAGCAUGGACACGCUAAAUGUCACUUUGUGGGGAUUGAUGUAUUCACUAACAAGAAACUCGAAGAUAUUGUUCCAUCGUCCCACAACUGCGAUAUUCCUCAUGUUACCCGUACAGACUAUCAGCUAAUUGAUAUAUCUGAAGAUGGUUUUGUGAGUCUAUUAACAGAAAAUGGAAACACCAAGGAUGAUUUGAGGCUUCCCACCGAUGAAAAUCUGCUCGGCCAGAUUAAAGAUGGAUUUGCCGAAGGGAAAGACCUCGUUGUGAGUGUCAUGUCAGCCAUGGGAGAAGAACAGAUCUGUGCCCUGAAGGACAUCGGCCCAAAGAACUAAAACUGAAGGCAUCUCGAAUUUAGAUGCCUGCUCACCACAUGCAUGAUGAGCUCUCCUUGGACAAGUUCUGUAAGUUGUGCAGUUGAAACAUAUCUUAUUGUAUCUUUCAUUUCCAAAUUUAUGGUACAUUACAAUAUGACUACUACUAUAUCUUGUUCUCGCAUAUUUUUGGAUUUUUGGGUUGUAACGAAGACUAUGUUGUGUUACUUAUUAAAAAGAAAAAUUGAGACUA
Cornus florida is the source of this 814-nucleotide messenger RNA. RefSeq names its product eukaryotic translation initiation factor 5A-like. Gene Ontology annotation, biological process: positive regulation of translational termination; positive regulation of translational elongation. The record is from RefSeq and is a predicted model, not a curated record. The coding region runs from base 100 to 582 and encodes 160 amino acids. Gene Ontology annotation, molecular function: ribosome binding; RNA binding; translation elongation factor activity. The transcript is spliced from 5 exons. NCBI's taxonomy places the organism in Eukaryota, Viridiplantae, Streptophyta, Magnoliopsida, Cornales, Cornaceae.